This is a messenger RNA of Staurois parvus, 605 nucleotides long. Lineage: Eukaryota; Metazoa; Chordata; Amphibia; Anura; Ranidae. The record is from the annotation of a GenBank genome assembly.
GAUGCCUCUACUCAGCCUGAUGCCUCUACUUCAGCCUGAUGCCUCUACUCAGCCUGAUGCCUCUACUCAGCCUGAUGCCUUUACUCAGCCUGAUGCCUCCACUCAGCCUGAUGCCUCCACUCAGCCUGAUGCCUCUACCCAGCCCGAUGCCCGCUGUCUAGCCAGACGAUCCAAUGUCUGACCCAGUGCCAGCGGUCAUGCCAGUUGACUCGGAGCCCACUGUCGUGCCUGGUGACUCGGUGCCCGCCGCUCCGCCUGGGGGCCCAGACCUGUGCUCCGCCUGGGGGUCCGGUGCCCGCCGCUCUGCCUGUCCGGCGCCCGCCGCUGCCUGGGGGCCUGAGACUCCGGGGGGCCUGAGACCUGUCGCUCCGCCUGGGGGCCUGAGACCUGUCGCUCCGCCUGGGGGCCCGAGACCUGUCGCUCCGCCUGGGGGCCUGAGACCUGUCGCUCCGCCUGGGGGCCCGAGACCUGUCGCUCCGCCUGGGGGCCCGAGACCUGUCGCUCCGCCUGGGGGUCCGGCGCCCGCCGCUCCGCCUGGGGGCCCGAGACCUGUUGCUCCGCCUGGGGGUCCGGCGCCCGCCGCUCCGCCUGGGGGCCCGAUGCCU